This is a messenger RNA of Striga hermonthica, 1620 nucleotides long. Lineage: Eukaryota; Viridiplantae; Streptophyta; Magnoliopsida; Lamiales; Orobanchaceae. The record is from the annotation of a GenBank genome assembly.
AUGACUGAUCUUCAGAUGCUAAUAUUUGGAUCAUUUACUGAAGAGGAGGUCAGAUCCAUGCAGUGCAUAAGCAAGCCACAAAAAGUUGAUUCAGAAAUCACAUUCGGUUCUUUGGAUGCAGAAACUUUACGAUCUGUGGGCAUUGUCAAUAACAGAGUGAUUUCAGAGCUUUAUUCACCUAGAACCCAUGAGCAGCCUAUGCCCGUUGACACAACAAAAUUUUCUGGUACUGAAAGUGCGUUGGGUUUAGAAGUUGUUUAUUUGAAGGAAAAUGGAUGCACCAUUAGCACACAUCCUGGUGCAGAGGAACUGAAUUUAGGCAUCAUAGAAUUUCCUGAAUCUUUAAGCUAUAGCAGUGAACCUAAAUUUUCAACCAACUUGUCCUUGGAGAAGCCAGGUAUCCAUAGUGUGGGUGAACUAUCUUCCUCCUUAAAAGAUGUUCUGCUGGAAAACUCUGCAAAUGGAGUUCACCAAGUGGAGUCCUAUAAGGGUAGGUUCAAGGAAUUGAAUAGGCUUAAGAUUAUUCCCAGGACUUUUUUGCCUUGUGGUUUAGUCAACUUGGGCAACCUGUGCUUUCUGAAUGCAACUCUCCAGGCUCUAUUAUCUUGUUCUCCCUUUUUUGAACUCUUAUACGAGCUGAGGAAUCGUGAUAUACCCGAGGUUGGUUAUCCAACAUUGCAUGCAUUUGCUGAAUUUAUCUCCAACUUCAACAUAUAUAACGAAGAAAUCAAUGAAAGGGAUGAGAAGUCUAUUCUAGAAACUGGAAAGCCAUUCCAACCUAUCAUGUUCGAUUCCAUAUUGAAAAGUUUCACUCCUGAUAUUCCGGAUAAUUUAUCAGGCAGACCUAGGGAAGAAGAUGCCCAGGAGUUUCUAAGCUUUGUCAUGCAUCAAAUGCAUGAUGAAUUGCUUAAACUCGAUGCACAAGUUUCAAAUGGGAACGGAAAAACUGCGUCGUUGGUUUCUUCAACUGAUGACGAAAGUGAGGAUGACGAUUGGGAGACUGUUGGCCCUAGAAACAAAACUGCAGUUACAAGAACUCAGAGUUUCGUACCAUCAAAGUUGAGUAACAUUUUUGGUGGUCAAUUGAAAAGUGUGGUGAAGGCAAGAGCAGGUAACAAGGCAUCAGUUACCAUACAGCCAUUUCUUUUGCUCCACCUUAAUAUAUGCCCUGAACAAGUUUGUACAAUAGAAGAUGCACUUAAGUUGUUCUCUGCACCAGAAACACUUGAAGGGUACAAAACAUCUGCUUCUGGAAAGGGAGAGGUGGUAACUGCCAGCAAGUCGGUCAAGAUUCUGGAGCUGUCCCAGAUAAUGAUUUUGCACUUGAUGCGUUUUAGUUAUGGGAGCCAAGGAAGCACGAAAUUGCACAAAAGUGUGCAUUUCCCUUUGGAGUUUCUUGUUGGUCGUGAAUUGCUUGCCUCUCCUUCCGAGGGUAGAAAAUACGAGCUUGUGGCUACCAUUACUCACCAUGGCCGGGAUCCAUGGAAAGGCCAUUACACUGCUGAUGCACGGCACCCAAGCGGCAAGUGGGUGCGUUAUGAUGAUGCAUCAGUCACACAAAUAACCGAAAGCAAGGUGCUUCAUGACCAGGCAUAUCUUCUUUUCUACAAACAAGUUUAG